This is a messenger RNA of Penicillium atrosanguineum, 579 nucleotides long. Its product is annotated as protein tyrosine phosphatase-like domain-containing protein. NCBI's taxonomy places the organism in Eukaryota, Fungi, Ascomycota, Eurotiomycetes, Eurotiales, Aspergillaceae. Gene Ontology annotation, biological process: sphingolipid biosynthetic process; fatty acid elongation; very long-chain fatty acid biosynthetic process. Gene Ontology annotation, molecular function: 3-hydroxyacyl-CoA dehydratase activity. The transcript is spliced from 2 exons. The record is from RefSeq and is a predicted model, not a curated record. Bases 1 to 579 code for a protein of 192 amino acids. Gene Ontology annotation, cellular component: endoplasmic reticulum membrane.
AUGUCGCCAGCCUUCUCCCCCGCAGCCAUCACGAACAAUAAGACCCCUUCAAUCUUCAAUGAAACGUUCAACCCUCUCCUACUUACCCAAUCCCUCGCCAUCCUCGAAGUCGUCCACAGCCUAAUCCGCCUCGUGCGCGCGCCCUUUGUCACAACCGCAAUGCAAGUCGCCAGUCGCCUGCUGUUAGUCUGGGGAAUCAUGGCACCCUUUGGCGGCGAGAUCGUCGGCAGCAGCAGCACCCAGCUCGGCGACUACGCGUACCUGGGCUGUGUCGCGGCUUGGGGAAUUACGGAGAUUAUUCGCUAUGGAUUCUUUGCGAUUACGCUUUCUGGGAACAGUGUGCCGAGCUGGUGGACUUGGUUGCGGUAUAACACUUUCUAUGUGCUGUAUCCGAUUGGUAUCUCGAGCGAGUGUACGCUUAUUUUCAAGGCUCUGGGACCGGCCGCGGAGAUUGAUCCGUUAUUCCGGUGGGCUUUGAUUGCUAUUCUGGCUAUUUAUGUGCCUGGCUCCUAUGUGCUUUAUACCCACAUGAUUGCGCAGCGCCGAAAGGUUCUUCGCGGAAAAAAGCGUACAGAUUAG